Messenger RNA from Physcomitrium patens, 2633 nucleotides. RefSeq lists its product as uncharacterized. The record is from RefSeq and is a predicted model, not a curated record. NCBI's taxonomy places the organism in Eukaryota, Viridiplantae, Streptophyta, Bryopsida, Funariales, Funariaceae. Gene Ontology annotation, molecular function: glycosyltransferase activity.
CGUGGGCUUUGUGCGUCCGAGAGACAUAUGUGUGUGUACCGGGACGUCGGGAAGGGUAGCGCUGCUGGGAAAUGGCAGUAUGGGGGUGAUGGGGACGACGACGAGAGGGAGGAAUCGUGAGCAAAGCGUCGUCGUGGUCGUCGACGGAGGUGGGCUUCCUCGCUUGCUCGGGGGACUUGGCGCCCUCCGCCCCUUGCUCUGCGCUUUGUCGAUCCCGGCAACUCGUUCGUGGGGGUAUAUUUGAGCUUAUCCCUUCAACCUCCGUGCGCGCCAGUCUUGCCUCCCCCUCUACCCUGCCUUUUUAAUUCAGAUAUAUCCGCUUUCUUCGCCUACCCUGCUAAUUUCCUCGUCCCCUCUCCCCCCCCCCCCCUCCGCACUUCACUUCUUAUGUCAGUUUGUGCCCGAAUGCACCUCCCAAGUGAGCUUUGCGUUUCUUUUCACGCGGAGACUUCGACUCAUGGGCUCAGUUGCCCACUAGAAUUUUAGGAUUCUGAGCUGUGAUAGUUUAUGUGUUGUGUCUCUCUCUCUACCCGUUGGGCGAUAGGGAAGGAUACUUUGCUGAGCCUCUGAUCCGGCCGAGCUGGGGGUGGUGUUUUCGUGAGUUGUAGACUCAAGAGUGGAAGUCCUACUUUGCCAUCUCCGAUUUGUUGGUGAUUGCUAGGCAAUUUUGGUCUUACUUGCCCAACGCUGCACUUAGAAAAUUGUAACAUAGUGAUUUCUUUCGCGAUCACAACAGUUCAAGUUUUGCUUCCGAGUAGUCCUUGUGAUUUUUGUCACAGAAGGUCUGGCGUGGACUUCAGGUUUUCCUCCAUUGAAAUUGGACAUCGAGUUGUAGUGGUGCGAGCAUUUAGUGCCCACUUCUCCUUUUAAGAGUAAUUUCACAGUCUCUGAAAGAGUGAUUAAGAUAGUUGCGCGAAACCUUUCUAGGAUCGAUCAUUUUCUCUGCUGACAAGCUAUCUUAGCUGGUGAAGGAUGUCGACGCUUAAGGAGGCUCCAACACCAAAGAUCUCUCCCUAUUUACAAUUCUUGUAUGGGCUCUUCAACUUCAUUAUUCUCGGACUAAUGAUAGUCAGCUUCGUGAGCGUGGGAAAUUAUGCGAAGUCGUCUGAAGUUCAAGCCACUAACGCCACCAAAUCCCCAGUGUUUCUUCACCCAAAACCCCUAAAGACAAUUACGCGGGAUGUGGAUUCUCUGGAUCCUGUUUAUUCUUCUGUUGGGGAUAGAAUCUCGAAUAAAUUUUCCAGCUGCUCAAUGGAUUCGUGUUUCGACUACUCACGUUGCGACAACGCGGAGGAGCUCCUAAUCUACCUAUAUGAUACACUGGAUUCUCAGACGUGGUACUUCAAGGAUGCGUUGGAAAGAAGUCCUUACUACACCGCAGAUCCAGAAAAAGCUUGCUUGUAUUUCGUCACCGUUGACAGGAGAGCCGAAAAAAUUCCCUCCUUGCCUACUCUGCCGUACUGGAACCACGGCCUUAACCAUGUUAUUGUAUCCAUCUCAGAUUUCUGGGUUCAGAGAAAAGCAACUCCCGUCGAAACGAUUGAAAUGGCGUCUACAAUGACAUCCAUAGCGCAUCACGCGUCCUACCGUGCAGGUUUCGACAUUAGCGUUGCCCUUCCCCAGAAGAGGUCUUACUCAGAUGUGCAAGGACUCAAGGCAUUUGAAAGGAAGUAUUUCUUGACAUUCACGGGGAUGCAGUUUCUGGGAAGUUCAGGAUCUCGUAUCAACCCGGUUUUGAGGUCGAUGCACAAUGGAGAGGACGUUAUUAUCGCCAUAACUUGCAAGCAGGACCCGAAUUCUGAAGCUUUGCUGAGCCGCCCUGAACUUCGAGCCGAGUGUGUACAGGACCAGUCCGUGUACGAACAGUACACCACUAGAGAGCUGAUGGAUUCCACAUUCGGUCUUGUUCAAGCUGGUAGAGGAUCGAGCUCGUCUCGGCUGCUGGAAGUUUUGUCUGCCGGUUCAAUCCCAGUUGUUAUUUCUGAUAACUUCGUACUUCCUUUUGAAUCUCUCCUUGAUUGGAGGAGGUGUUUGUUGGUAUUCCCCUCCUCUCAGAUGCAGAGAAUUGUGAGGACGCUCCGAAGUCUCAGCAAGGGAGAGAUUGAAUUUAGACGGGAGCACUGUCUCUACAUCUACCGUGACUUUCUUGCGGACGACGCUAAGAUUGUUGAUACUACAGUCAUGGCAUUGAAAGCCAGGUUUUUUGGCGUUCUCCCGAAGCUCAACCCUAAAGUUCCUCUUCGUCCACGACACAUGACCACGGAGCAUGAUUUUGUGGAUUCUCUCUAAGCCGCUGAAGAUCUCUGGAGGUUCUGCAACUCUGAAGCAGAGCUUCAUGACCUUGUGUACAUUAAAUCUCCGCCAAAUUCACGGUGGACUCUAUACCCGAAGGUUCGAAUCGAAAUUGAAAUUAUCUGAUCAUUCUUAUUCAGAACAGUAGCUAGAAUCAUCUCAGACGCGAUGCCGCAAGUUUUUCUUCGGCCCAGUGAAAUGUAAUAUACAGUCGAGGAUAUUAUUCUAUUGUGAAGAACAGGUUUGAGCGGUCUGCUGACAGGACCACCAUCUGUUCAAGUUGAACUCAUCAAAUAAAUGUUAUCUCUUUGAUUGGAGACACGCGAUUUUUUCUGUGGUGA